Messenger RNA from Striga hermonthica, 1154 nucleotides. The record is from the annotation of a GenBank genome assembly. NCBI's taxonomy places the organism in Eukaryota, Viridiplantae, Streptophyta, Magnoliopsida, Lamiales, Orobanchaceae.
AAUAGCCGAACUCGAAGCUCGGCGUUCGGCCCAAAAACGACUAGUUUCCACCGAACAGGAUCUGACGGAAGUCCCUCUCAAACGAGCCAUGACAGCCUCAAGGGCACGAACGGAAUCCAACCCAGCCGAACCCGAAUCACCCCUAACAUUUGAUAUUUUGCAGGAACAGCUGCCCGAGAAGAUCAAGAUCCCGCAGAUCGGAUUUUAUGACGGAACAUCUGAACCGGACACCCACCUAGGAUUAUAUACGUCAUGGAUAGACCUGCACGGAGCACCGGACGCCCUCCGCUGUCGGAUGUUCUCAUUAACUCUGGAAGAAAAAGCACAAAGAUGGUACCAUUCGCUCGCCCCACAUUCGAUCGCUAAGUGGUCACAAUUAAAGUCCAUGUUCCGAACCCACUUCAUCGGAUCCCAGGCGUGCCGAAUUCCCAAAGAAUCGAUCACUCACAUUAUCCAGGGAGCAGACGAGAGUUUGAAGAAUUACAUCACUCGUUUCAAUGAACGGGUACAAAACAUGGAACCGUGUCAUCAGGAGACCCUGCUCGUUUUGGCAUAUUCAGGACUGAGACCAAACUCGAUGUUCAAAUGGACCCUCUGCCAGAACAAACCUCAGACGUAUCACGAAUUUUUGAUGAAAGCUCAACAACAUAUCAUGGCAAAAGAAAACAUGUCCGUCCCGUCGUUCCCAGCCCUGAACGAGCAAAUCGCCAAAGAAAAGGAGUCCCGACCGAACAAGGAGUUUGUGAAGGACGGAAGAAGCUCCCAAUUCCGAGCCAUGCAGAGGAAACAUCACGAGGAACUCACGAACAGCUACCAGGGGGUGUAUUCGGCCGGCGCGGCCGUAGUGUAUGAAGAGUUGAAGAACAAGGGGAUCAUCCCAGACCCCAGACCGAUCAGGGCCGAUGAAGAAAAUCUAGACAAAAGCCGAUAUUGCGCUUACCACAAAGUGCAUGGCCACAAUACCGACCAGUGUCGGAACUUAACAUCUGCCUUGUUGAAACUAAUUGAUGAUCCGCAGGUAAGGAGGUUCACUAGGAUGGAUGCAGGCAACCGGAGGCCAAGAAACGAUGAACGAAUGAACCCAGGAGACGAGCCCGAUUUCGGACUGAAUCCCCGGAGAGCGAACGAACACCACAAUGAAAUAUUGACGAUCA